Miscanthus lutarioriparius is the source of this 1299-nucleotide messenger RNA. Lineage: Eukaryota; Viridiplantae; Streptophyta; Magnoliopsida; Poales; Poaceae. The record is from the annotation of a GenBank genome assembly.
AUGGUGUUCGCCAUCUUCUACGUGCUCUUCAACCUGGGCCUCGGCGCGUACAUCGUCGGCAACAUGACCAACCUCGACGUGAGCGGCUCCACGGCCGUGCUCGCGUUGCGGGACACGCUGCGCGGCGUCUCCAUGUUCGGGGCCGUGAACGGGCUGCCGGAGGCGCUGACGGAGCAGAUGGCGGAGACCGUGCAACUCAACUUCGACAUGACGGAGCAGCUGCUCCAGCAGCAGCUUUUGUCCGAGAUGCCUAGGGCCGUGCGGUCGGGGAUCGCGCAGCACCUGUUCCGAGACACCGUCGAGGACGCGUACCUGUUCCGGGGCGUCUCCGAGGGCCUCGUCGUGGACCUCGUCGCCGACGCGACGGCGCAGUUCUUCCCGGCCAAGGCCGACAUUGUCCAGCAGAACGAGACCCCGACGGACUGCUACAUCAUCGUGUCCGGCUCCGUCGACGUCUUGGCGACUGCUGCCGACGGGACGGAGACGAUCGUAUCAAGGGCAUGUCGGUGCGGCAUCGCCGGCGAGAUCGGCGUGAUGCUCAACAUCCCACAGCCGUUCACCGUCCGGUGCAGGAGGCUCACCCAGGCCGUGCGCGUCAGCCAAGGCCACCUUCUGCGGGUAGUCCGGCCUCACACCGCCGACGCCGCCAGGGUGAUGUGCAACUUCGUUCAGCACCUUGGAUCUCCCGCGUGGAAAGUUGCAAGGGAAGAAGCGCCAUUGUUCAGGGAGAUCGCAGAUCAGAUUGAGGCCGAAACCGCGACCUCAGCAUCAAUGUCGAGGCGGAGGAGCGAGAUGUUCGACCCGGAGGGACCGGAAGAGGCUGAUCAGCUGAGAAUGUCGCUGCGUAGAGAGGCCAAGCUGCGAGUGGUUAUCCAUCACAAGUCUGAAAAUGCUGCAGGGAUGCUUUUAUGCCUUCCUGGGAAUAUCAAGAAUCCGACACCAAUCGAAGAGCUUCCCGAGGAUCUUCGUCAAAAGAUCAAGGUCAAGUUCUCCGCCGAUCUACAAGAGUUCCUUGCAAGCUGCAAUAAAGAUCGGUGGGGCAAAGCUACUCAAUACCGUGAGCCCAUCUUCGGUGAUCCAAACGCUUCUACAUUCGCUGCACCACAAGUAAAAACUAAUGAAGAGGUAGAAGAUCCUUAUCAUACUCAUGCUGAUUAUGCUAAGAUGUUGCAAGAUCAAAGGACGAUUACUGAUAAUAAUGUCAUGACUGAUGUUAAUAUGCUUAUGGCAUGCAUGGAUAGGCUAGAGGUUAAUGGGCUCAAUUGGAAGAAGGGUUGCAUGAGCACUUGGACAAAGUAA